GCUGAGAAGACUUGCCUACCGCUCUCAUCUCUGUGCAGUAAUGUUUAAUGUUAAGAUACAGCCGGUGCUUAGCUUAGCUUUGCUUAUUUUAGCUUAGCUUAGCUCAGUUUAAAGACUGGAAAAAAGGGGAAACAGCUGUUGUCACCGUAAGGUUGAGAGGCAAUGAGCAGAGAAAACUAACUAAGUAACUUCUCCUGGCCAAAAAAUAGCAUUCCGUUAAUAAUUGAGCUUGGUUAUCUGUUUCAACCUGUUUCCACUCUUAAAGCUAAGCUAAGCGUCAUAUUCCUACUGUACAGACAUAAAUGUGGUAUUGAUCCUGAUAUCCAAUUUUCUUAUGAUCACAUAAUAAUUAUUUAUAUACUACGGACGUCAAAAAGCCAGAUUAAUUCACUGUUGUAGUUAGGCUUUGUAAACCAUUUUAUUCUAACGCAUUCCACACAAAAAACAAGAUCAACUGUGGUAUUUGGUUUUAACCAAACCAAAUAAAUAUUUAGUUGAAGCAUAUUUUGACUACCCACUGUGAUGAAUCAUCCCAGAACUCUUCUGCAUGUAAAGUUUAGUGAACUGUGCUAAUGCAUGGUAAUGGUAGCAGAUGUUGACACGCUGGGCCUAACGGGAGUCAGGCUUGUUGAAGAAGAGGCCUAAUCCAGAAACACGUGGGACAUUAGAUCAUAUCCUGACGCCCCUUUAUGGCAGGCUACUUUUCCACUUUUUGAAUUUACUCCUGGGACGUUUAGGACAACUCAUGUCUGUCAAAUGAAAGUUAUCUCAUGUCAACAAAGAAGAGGCACCGAUUUUUUUCCAGCUAUAACAUCUUUUAUCCAUAAUCUACUUUGUGUACAAUAGAAAGCAAGUCUAUGUUUAAUCCAAGAUUGAAGUGGCAUGUGUAUUUCAGACCAUAUCUAUUUGAAGUGAUGAGGCCUCCUAUCCCUGUGAUUAUAAUCUCACUUGAAACCAUUUUCAUUGUUUAUGUCGAAUCCAGUGGAAAUGUGACCAAGUUAUAACAACACAAACAUAUUCCACUAAAGCUGGUGGAAUCAAUUCCCGGGAAAAAAAUAUGACAGAAAAAAGGGAAAGAAUGUGUGUUUUUGGCUCCAAUUCAGGUCGGAACCGUCUCUCUUACUCACUCCCUUCCUUUUCACUCUCGUCUGGUCCCCUUCCUUUCUUUCUCUUAACUUUCCCUCUCCCACUCUCUUUUUCUCCCACAUCUGGAGGGUAUCUGGUGUGGCUGUGUGACUCCUCGUCUGCUAUGGGACAGCCUGCGUUUGGACUGGACGUCAGACUUCAGUGCGUCUCUGCAAACGUUGGUCGGACGGGUUGCUGAGGAUUGAAGCUUCAGCCACUGCAGAGAGAGAGAGGACAGAGAACCUGCUGUCUGUUGUUGUUGGCUUGGAGAGCAGUGGACAUGGCCUUUUCCAAGCAUUCCUUCCUGCAGGCCCUGAGUGUGCUGCUCUUGGCCUCAGUGUUGGUGCGUUGCCAGGCCCCUCUCGAACCAGAGGAAGAGGACGAGGAAGAGCCAGUAAAGGAGACCUCCAUCGCAGCAAUGGUGACGAAAUCUGAGCCACUCGAAUGUCCGCCGGAGUGCAGCUGUACGGCAGAAGGGGCCGUGGACUGCGCUGGAGUCGACCUCACAGAGUUCCCCGCCGAGCUGGAUGAAAAAACGCGUCAGCUCUCUCUGCAGAACAACAAAAUUGCGGUGAUAACGGUGAAGCACAUUUCCCAUCUGCAUCAGCUCGAGACGCUCAACCUUCAGAACAACUGGCUUACCACCAAUGGCCUUGAAGAUGAAGGUUUUGAGAUGCUUGAAGAGCUGGCAUAUUUAUACUUGGCAAAUAACAAGCUCAACUCGGCACCAAAAGUCCUACCACCCUCUUUGGUUAGUGCUGAUUUUGCUGCUAAUCAGCUUACAAGGAUCUACCCAUAUACGUUUGGCCAUAAACCGAAACUGAGGUCCGUGUAUCUCCACAACAACAAGUUGACUGAUGCAGGACUUCCUGACCAUACCUUCAAUGGUUCUUACAACCUGGAGAUCCUCACCAUGUCCAGCAACUUCCUGCGGGUUGUCCCAAGGAACUUGCCCUCCAGCCUUUACCGUCUUCAUCUGAAGAGUAACAAGCUGGAGAAAAUCCCAGAGGGGGCCUUUGACAACUUGCCAAACCUCAGAGAGUUGUAUCUGCAGAACAACCUCCUCAGCAAUGAAGGCAUGGACAACGAGACUUUCAGCCAAUUGAGCAGCCUUGAGUGUCUGGACUUGUCAAAUAACAACCUGAGUAUCGUCCCCAAGGGUCUGCCUCGCAAUCUAGUGCUGCUACACCUGGAGAAGAACUCCAUCAAUAGUAUACCCGGAGACGCUCUCGCUUCUGUCCGAAAGCUUGAGUACCUGCUCCUCCACAAUAACAAGCUGCGCUCACGUUCCAUCCACCCGACUGCCUUCCAGGGCUUGAAGAAACUGCACACUCUCCACAUGUACAACAACUUGCUGGAGCGAGUUCCCAGGGGCUUGCCUAAGCGGGCCAAGACCCUAAUGAUGCUCCACAACUUCAUCACCGAAAUUAGCCGUAAUGACCUGUCCCUGUUGUACUCCCUGACCGAGCUCAACCUCAGCUAUAACAAACUGACCAGCCCCAAAGUACACCGCGAGGCAUUCAGGAAGCUGCGUAUUCUGGAAACCCUGAAUCUGUCGGGGAACAGCCUUCAAUCUAUGCCCGUGGGUCUUCCUCGCAGCCUGCAGGUGCUCGAAAUCAAGAACAACCAGCUGAACUCUAUCCCGGACGGUGCACUGACGGGCAUGGAGAAGCUACAGAAGCUCAUCCUCAGCGACAACCAGCUGAAACUGAAUUCAGCCUACCAGGGCGCUUGGCUGGAGCUCAGUGCGCUCACAACGCUAGACCUGUCUGGCAACCAGCUGUCACACAUCCCGUCUGACCUUCCUGAGUCUCUGGAGUACCUUCACCUGCAGAGUAACCGCAUCUCCAGUGUUCCUGCUUCAGCAUUUGAAGGCACUCCAAACAUCAAAGGCAUCUUCCUCCGGUUUAACCGCCUGUCAGUGGACGCUGUGGACGAGAGCUCGUUGGCACACCUGUCCAACUUGCAAGUGCUGGACCUCGGCACAGGAAACACCGACCCCUUUAAAAGAGAGGAGAUGGAGGAGGAGCAGGAAACAUAAAGAUGCACUUAAUUAAACUGACGUUGGACUUCAUUGUGUCAAGGGCAGAACGGGCUUUUAAAUGAGAGUGAACCUGUGAAUGUCAUUUCCCAGGUCCAUUAUUGCAUUGUGCUGAGUGGCAGAGUUACAUAUUUCUGGUGCAGGAUACCGGAUGAAGUUACAUUAGUUUCCAUUUUGUGGGCUGGUUAGUAUAGCAUAUCUUUAUAUCUGAGCUUUAAAUAUUUGUUUUGGACAUGCAACAUAUAUCAUGUAAUUGUGUUUUCCAGCUGUAUUUUAAGAAAUACAUUCACAGAAGGGAAUUUUUCCACGUAAAUCUUUCAGAAUCAAUAUACCCAAAGUCUAAGCAGAGUGAAAAAGGACACAUUGUUAACAUGGUGUGCGUCUUUUUCUGCUUUAUGUCAUUCUGUUACUUACUUAAAGUGAUUUAAACAGAAAUUCUGUGGCAAAAUUUGUGUUUUCAUCGCCAAGGGUUGCAAGAGAAGCAGUUUCCCGUUAGAACCAAUGAAGCCUCUGUAAACACUGCAACUGGUAGUCUCCAUUUUAUUAUUGAUUCAUCUAUUUCUCAAGUAAUCGAUUCAUUUCUUAGUCAUAAAUUGUCACAAGCCUGAAGUGAUUUUUUAAAAUGACCUCAUUUAGUCAGGUCAACAAUCCAGAAAACUCAUUCCGUUCAUAAAGACAAGGGAAAAUGAAAAAUAACCUUUUCAUUGUUACUGGCGGAAGACGCUUAUGUUGCAAAUUCAAAUUGAGAAUGAAUCCACAGGGGAUUCAUUGGACGGGAUGCACAUAUUUGAUCAUGAGUUCAGUAUUUCCGUGUUGGAUGACAUUGUAUUUUUUAUUAAAACAUUGCAACUUGA
Messenger RNA from Anarrhichthys ocellatus (wolf-eel), 4020 nucleotides. It is a transcript of the gene podn, whose product is annotated as podocan. Bases 1406 to 3166 code for a protein of 586 amino acids. Gene Ontology annotation, molecular function: protein binding. The record is from RefSeq and is a predicted model, not a curated record. Lineage: Eukaryota; Metazoa; Chordata; Actinopteri; Perciformes; Anarhichadidae. The transcript has 12 exons.